UGAACAAAAUCCGAGGAUUCCGUGCCUGAAGAAUAGCCGUUACGCACGACGUGUUUGUCCGCUCCGGACACAUCCAAAUGCCUAAAAAUCUAAACAGAACCUAUCCCAUAACCUUUGUCUCUUGUUUAAUGUUUUGUCUCUUGUUAUACUGUAACAAAAAACCGGAUUCCUUCAUCCUCCUCAGUCCUCACUUCCCUCUAUCUCCCCGCCGUGCCGCCGCAACCACAACCACCGUCGUCAAGUCCACCACCUCCCUCGCCGCCGCCGCCACUUCCACCAACCCAACACUCUUAAAAAGCCCGCCAAAAAAAAAAAUAUAACUCCUAAAAUGGCCUCCCAAGACUCCCCAACCUUCCACUGGCACUACUCCGAAUUGGACGACCGCAACUUCCAAAUCCGCGGCCACACCUUCUUCUAUGCCGUCGUCCUCUUCUCCCUCGUCCUCCUCGCCUCCCUCGUCCUCCUCUUCGCCCGAUGGAUCAUCUGCCGCUUCCGCCGCCUCCCCUCCACCUCCGCUCCCGGCCUCGUCCCCGCUCCGCCGCCUUCUCAACCACAAGGACUCGACGCGGCCACAAUUAACAGCUUCCCGAUCAUACUGCAUGAUUCGUCGGGUGCCGGUGAAUCGGAGUGCUGUUGUAUAUGCCUUGGCUUGUUUGAAGACGGGGAGAAAGUGAAAGUGCUGCCGAGAUGCCAACAUUUUUAUCACUCUGCUUGCGUCGACACGUGGCUCUGUUCUCAGUCGAAUUGCCCAAUCUGCCGAUCUUCUCUCCGACCCAACUCACCUGUUUGACUCGGUUGGUGUGUUUUUUUAGCACAUUUUUUUUUUCUAGACCAUUGAUUUUGAAAUUCGGAGUAAUUUCUGGGUACUCUUUCGGGUACUUAGCACUCCUCUUUUAAAUAACUGCGCUUCAUUUAUUGUCAUUUAAUGAAACUUUUAUGUGUAAUUUUGACACUAAAAAGACAAUAAUUGAAGCUCAUUCAUCUAAGAAAGGUAGUCUGAAAACCAUUUCGAUUUUUCCUGUUGUAAAUUAUUGAAAAUGUGUGCAUUUGCAUGUGGAUUGUUUUCUCUCACCUUAUGUAUUUCCUAGGAUUGGCCAAUGCUUGAUAUUUGUUAGGGGGAUUUUUUUUUUUUUUAAUUUGUCAAAUCCAAACAAUUGGCCCAAGUACAAGUGGUCUCCACAUGCUUGAUGAAUUUUCUCUGGUUGAGUGAGCUUUGGACAUAUAGCUAAAAAGCCGACUGUCUUUAUUAAACCAUGACAAAUUUCCAUGCUUCUUUUCAAAAUUUUAAAUAUGAGUUGCCAUUCAAAGUUGGUUCUUUAAACUGGAGCUCAUUGUUCCAUUUUUUUAUAAAAAAAAAACACUAGACUCGUUGUUUGUAACAGAUUAAUUACUAAGUUUUUGUAGCAUCAUGCUCUUCAUCUCAUAUUUUCGAACUUGGAUUUGGAUCUUUUAGUAAGUGGAGGUCAUGUUGGACAUUUUGUGAGCUCCCUCCGGGCCCAUUUCAUAUUUUUCUCAUAUUUAGCUUCAUUUUGGGGACAUGGGCAAGGUAGACUAGCUAAUACCAUGAAUCAUGCAUGUGGAUCCAUGAAAGACUUUUUAUUUCAUAGAGUGUUAUAUGACUCCAUAUCGUACUAACAUUAGGCCAUUUUUUGGUUGUUUGUCUACGUCAAGUUUUUGCUGCCUCAAAACUAGAAGGAACGGGUUUAAGGAGAGUGCAAUGAGGAUCACGGUGGAGUUAUUAUCGUUCCCCCUCCCUUCUCUCGAGUCAUGUUUGUUGUGUUUAUAUUGUCAAUUUGUGCAGGAAAAUAAUGCCGCGAAUAGGAGAAGAGAAAGAAGUGACAAGUGAUUUCGUUGGCAAUUUACAACGCUGUCAAAUCUUUCGUGUAUAUGGAUCCAUGUGAGUAUUUGUGCAAGACAAUUUUCACCCUUUUUGUUUGGUUAGGACUUAGGUCAUCAAAUUGCGUGGGAAGAAUAAAAUAUGCAUUUGUCAUAAUGCAGAAGUAUAUUGGGCUUUUGGUCAUUCCACAUUAAUGGAUUGGAGUAACAUGGGUAAGGGUAGAAUGGUCCAAAUAGUCUGGUGGAGUAUCAAAUAUAUAGUGUUUGACGUUGCCAUAAUGGAUCAGAUUAACAAUCCAAUGGGACUUCGAAUCCCCCUAAUAUAUAUGCCCGAUUAGCCAACCCAUGAGAGACAGAGACAUGCUUUAUCAGGACUUAUCAAUUGAAUUGGAUUACAUUUA
Molecule: messenger RNA, 2237 nt
Organism: Rhododendron vialii
Lineage: Eukaryota; Viridiplantae; Streptophyta; Magnoliopsida; Ericales; Ericaceae
Product: RING-H2 finger protein ATL66-like
Exons: 1
Coding region: 329-790 (153 amino acids)
Biological process (GO): protein ubiquitination
Source: RefSeq, a predicted model, not a curated record